AUGAUAGCAUACUCUUUCACUUACCUUCGUAUUCUCCCCCAUGUUGAAGAACACUCGCUUACUUCCUGUUUGACGUCCAUCGCUAUUUACGUCCAGUAUGGCGACGUCCUUACGUCAAACCGCCAUGACAGCCUGCAGGGAGAUUCUGUUUAUGCUCUUUAUUUUUGCAGGGAGAAGAAGAAUUUGAUGGAGAAGAUUGAAUCCUACAAAACUUUGAACAGCUCUGUGCCCCAAGCUCGGGUUUUACUUGUUGGACCAGUUGGAGCUGGAAAGUCAAGUUUUUUCAAUUCGUUCAAAUCUAUAUUUAGAGGUCAUGUCACCAGCCAAGCUACGACUGGAAAUAUAAUAGGCACCACCACGACAGCGCGGCUUCGCAGCUAUUCCGUGAAGCCUGCACGUGAGGGAAAACCUCUGCCUUUUGUCUUUUGUGAUACCAUGGGACUUGAGCCAGAGCAGGGGGCGGGGCUAAAUCCUGAUGAUAUCAGUAACAUCAUCAGUGGUAACAUACCUGACCGUUAUCAGUUCAACCCCUCUGUUCCUUUGAAACCUGAAGCUUACGGUUUUUGCAAAAAUCCAGAACUCAAAGACAAGAUCCACUGUGUGGCUUAUGUCAUAGAUGCCAGCAAGAUCUCCAUCAUGCACCAAAAUAUGAAGACAAAGCUGAACGCCAUCUGUAAAAAGAUCAACUUUUCAGUGAUCCCUCAGCUGGUGUUGCUCACUAAAAUAGAUGAAGCCUGCCCUCUGGUGAAAGAAGAUAUCACAAAAGUCUACAAGAGCACGUACAUCAAGGAAUUAAUGCAGGAGGCUGCCAGUUUUAUCGGUGUAUCUUUGUCCUGCGUUGUUCCAGUGAAGAACUACAGUGAGGAGCUGGAAUUAGACAUGAACAUCGACAUCCUGCUGCUCCAUGCAGUUGUUCAGAUGCUUCGCCUUGUGGAUGACUUCUUUGAUGAGCCCAGAGACUGAAUGAGCAGUACUGCAGACUUUUGGCUGCUACCAUCAGAGGUCACUGUAACCAAUCAUUGGUCUGAUCUAUUCCUACUCUCUUUAAGCUUCUUGCUUGAAGCAACAAUCCUUAUGUUAUUCUUAAACAUCCAUGUGUCUACUUUUUGGCCUUCCUCACUCUUUCCUUCAGUUAGGAGUUGAAUUUAAAGGGGAGUUUUAGACUUAUUUUUAGUGGAGAAAGUUAUUAACAUAAUUGUGCAUUUUGUGGUACUAGCACCAAAUCUGAUAUCUGGCUACAGAAAAGCACUUCAGCCAUGAGAAAAUCCAAGAUAAAUAUAUAAUAUAGUAUUCUUUAGAUACCCCUCAAGUUUAAGGACUGUAUUUUGUUUCAACAGACCACAGUAUUGAGACUAGAGCAAAAAUACAACGGAUAUUUCUUUAACAGUUGAAUGUAAGGCUGCCUUCCUUGCAAAUGACCGUGAUUUUAUAUUUUCUCUUUUUUUCCACAUUUUAUGAGUCAUAACACAGCAACUUCAACAAUAUUACUUACAUUUUUCUUGUGAUUAUAAGAGGCUGAAUUGUAUGACUUUUUGCUAUAACCUACAUCUACAACAACAAACACACAAAAUAAAACAACAUCGUAACUUAACAAUAAACACAACUACUCUUAACUAAUAUCUAAAACUGUUACAGCAAUCCUGAAAAAAACUGUAAUGUGACGUCCUACAAUUUUAAGCAGUUGGAAUCAAAAAUCUGUUGGAUCAUCUUAGGUCUAGAUUUUUAAUAUAAUUGAUAAAAGGUCCCCAAAUUUCCUCAAACAGGUGUUGUUUGGUUUUGUGAAUAUACAUUAUUCUCUUUCUAAGGGAAGGCAAUAUAACAAUUGCUUAAGCUAUCUGAUCCAUUAGAUAUCAACAGGUUAUAAAGGUCUGAAAUAAUGCCUUUUCUUAUUUUGUUUUUAAUCAUUAGCGUUUCUAACUGUGAGAGAGGUACUUUGUUAAGAUUCUUUUGGUUUGUGCUCACAAAACUUCUUAACUUAAGAUAUUUAAGGUACUGUUUUUUUUUUUUUAAUCACGAUUGAAGGUAGAUUUUAGUUCCCCAAAGGAUAUAAAAGUGUUUGACAGUGAUGGAUACAGAUUAUUAAUUGUUUUAAGUCAUUUGGAUGCCCACAUUUUAAAUGUUGCAUCUGAUCUUCCUGGCACAAAGAGCUGAUUACCCCAGAUUUGGCUAAAGUGUGACAAAGGGUUUUCAUCUUUUAAGUAUUUUUUGACAUCGUACCAGACCUUCAUCAUGUGCUUCAAGAAGGGGUUUUUGGUUUGUUUUUGCAGAAUAUAUGAAUGAAGGUAAAGGUAUAUUUAAAUUGUGGGAUUUGAUUUCUACCCAGUGUGGGUUAUUCUCAUUAGAGAAAUAAAACAUAACAGAGUGCAGUUGUGUGGCCGAAAAGUAAAACUCAAAGUUAGGGAAUUUUAGCCCCCCUCGAUCAAAUGAUAAAUAGAACAAGGUAAGACGGAGUCUGGGUUUUCUGUUGUUCUAAAUAAAGGUUACUGUAAUUUUCUUUAACCAAGCAAAUAAUUCUGGAGGGGGUUCCAAAGGGAUAUUUUGGAAUAAAUAUGAUAGUUUAGGCAAUAUAUUCAUUUUCAGAAUACUAAUUCUUCCCAGUAUAGUUAUGGACAGCCUCAUCCACCUAUCUAUUGAGUCUUUGAUUUUUUUCUUUUAAACAAUCAUAUUUAAGUUUGACAACUUGAUCCAGCUGUGGCACAAUUAUGAUUCCAAAGUAUUCAAAAAAUGUUCUACUACUUUGAAGCGAGAUGUUUUUGAAGUGGAGUUUUGCCUUUCCAUAGAAUUUAACAUUAAAAUUGAGUAUUUUGAAUUAUUCACUUUAUAUCCGGAUAUAGAUUUUGUGUUCCGCAGGCCCUACUGUAAUUCCAGUUAUCUGCGUGUGUGCACGAAUUGCUGCUGCGAGGGGUUCUAUUGAUAAAAUAAAAAGCAAAGGAGAGACGGGACAUCCUUGAUGACAUCCUCUCUUAAUUUAGAUUGGCUUUGAAAAAAUUCUAUUUGUCAAGACUUCUGCUGUUGAGUUUUUAUAUAAUAUCUUGAUCUACUUUAUAAAGUUGGAUCCACAUCCAAACCUUUCUAAGAUUCUGAACAGAUAUGGCCAUUCAACCCUAUCGAAAGCUUUUUUUGCGUCCAACGAUAGGAGCGCAUGUAUCUUUGUUUUCUCUCUUGUGGUAGAUUACAUUCAAGACUCUUCGCACAUUGUGAGACCCUAGUCUUCCAGCAACAAAACCAUUCUGAUCUAUAUUUAUUAUAUGUGGCAGAAUUUUUUUUGAAGCCGUCUUGCUAACAAUUUGCAAAUAAUUUUAAGAUCAGAAUUCAGUAAACUGAUAGGUCUCAUAUUUUCCCAUUUAUUGGAUGGUUUACCUGGUUUUGGCAGUAAAGUAAUUAGGGCUUGAUUGAUGAAGGGCAGAAGACAGUCUUUUUCAAAUGUCUCUGUGAACAUUUCCAGGGGUUUGCAAUUUAUCCUUAAACUUUUUAUAUAUUUCAAUUGGAAUACCACCUGGGCCUGGACUUUUUCCUGAUUUCAUAUUGUCAAUAGUUUGAGUGAUUUCUACAUUAUUAAACUUUAAAUUUAAAUUUGUUCUAUUUUCAUUUGAGUUGUUGGAAUAUUCAAAUUAGUUAGAAAACUAUUGAUGUCAUUUGGAUUGCAGUUCCCUUGUGCAUCAUACAGCUUCUGAUAGUACUCUCUGAAAGCAUCAUCGAUAUCUUUCAGAUUUACUAUUUUUUUUUUCAUUUUGUAUAAUUGAUGUGAUAGAGGUUUUAGUUUCCAGUUGUUUAAUUUGCCAUCCUAAUAAUUUCCCAGCCUUGUCUCCUUGCUCAUAGAGUAUUUGUUUUAAUCUUAACAGACUCGAUGCAGACCUGUUACUGGACUGUUUGUCAUAUUCUGCUCUUAGGAGUAAUAACUCCUUUUCUACUUCUGGAUCCUUCUUUUCAAAAACUUUUUGUUGUAUGCAUUUUAUUUUGUUUUCUAAUUGUGAAAGAUUCUGUUUUUCUUUCUUAUUUUUAUAGCUUGUGUAGCUAAUUAUUUUCCUUCUAAGAAACACCAUAAAGGA
This is a messenger RNA of Oryzias melastigma (Indian medaka), 4049 nucleotides long. RefSeq names its product interferon-induced protein 44-like. The transcript has 7 exons. The record is from RefSeq and is a predicted model, not a curated record. Gene Ontology annotation, molecular function: GTP binding. Lineage: Eukaryota; Metazoa; Chordata; Actinopteri; Beloniformes; Adrianichthyidae. Bases 1 to 963 code for a protein of 320 amino acids.